Messenger RNA from Nerophis lumbriciformis (worm pipefish), 2122 nucleotides. Its product is annotated as transmembrane protein 180-like. Lineage: Eukaryota; Metazoa; Chordata; Actinopteri; Syngnathiformes; Syngnathidae. The record is from RefSeq and is a predicted model, not a curated record.
CAUGUCCAUGUUGUGUUUCUCAGGACUCGCUUCAGUGUUUCAGAUACAAGUCGGCGACACAGACGACAAAAAGUUGUUAACUACUUACAGGUUAAAAUGCUAAGGAAAGAUUGGGCGUGUUAGGCACAUUUAACAGUUUGGAGAGUUCUACUUUACCUGCACUUCCGCCAUGGCCGUGGAGAUGAAAGGGUCCUCAGGUGUGCGUGGCGGCGGCACCAAACUCUCGCGACACCUGACCAGCGUGGGAAUCAACCCCGCGGCUCUGGCCUACGCCAUGACCACUUUGGGCUCCUGCAUGAUCAACAACAUAUUCACCUUCUACUACGUCAAACUCUUCAUCAACAAGUACAAGAUCUCAGAAGGCGCCUUCCAUCAGUCACAAGUGGUGUACAUGCUGUGGAAUGCCAUCAACGACCCUCUCUUUGGAUACCUUCAAGAUACCUCCAAGGUGCCUUGCUGCUCUCACAGGCGUCUCUCCAUCCUGUACGGUGCCCCCCUCUACUCCUUGGCCUUCCUCAUCGCCUGGUUCCCGUGGAGGUCCUACGAACCUGGCGACUGGCUCAGCGGCCUUCACUUGAUGACGGCGUUGUGCUUGUUCGAUGGCAUGCUCACGUUUGUGCUGCUGGCUCAGUGCGCCCUAUUCGCCGAGAUUUCCGGCCACCAUCAGAACCGGUUAAGACUCAUCAAGUACAACCAGGUGGCGUCGCUGCUCGGCUCGUCCAGCGUUCUCUUCUGCGGCCUGCUGUCCAAAAACAUGGAAGACUUUGCGGCCUUCCAAGCGUUCGCGGUGGUCGUGGCUAUCCUGAGCUGCGGAUGCAUGCUCUACACGGGCGUCCACAGUGAGAGCCGCUUCGAUGACAAAGGACCCCAGGCGGACGCCCCGCAGUGCUCCGACCACGCCUCCCAAAGCUUACUGGCGUCCCUCUCCACGGUGAAGACGCUGACGUGGCAAAUCCUCAUCAACAGAGACUUCCAGCUCUUCGUGCUCAUGAACUUUUUCCAGGUUUUCAUGUUGGCUUUCUUCAGUAACUUCACGCUGAUAUUUGCCGAGCACCUCAUUCCCCCAGACGUGCUGUCGUCGCUGGCCAAGAGCGUCAUGUACGGCGCCGGGUUCAUUUGUCCGCAGUUGUUAGUUUUGAGCUGUGAGAGACUUCUUCGUGGCCUGGGCUAUUACAGGAUCAUCCUGUACACCUUUUACUUGGAGGUGGCAAUAGGGGCUUUGAUGCUUUCAGUCGGACCUCAGCACCAUCGCAUUCUGGCUUUGUUCCUCACCGUCAGCAUGGUCUUGGUCCAAGCAGUCUUCAGUCUUUUCGGGUUGCCCCUGGCAGACAUCGUUGACGCGGACAUGCAGAAGUACAAGCGCAGUUCCCCUCUGUCCUCCAUGGUGUUUGGGACCAACGCCCUGUUCACCAAACCUGCUCAGUCUCUGGCCCCAAUGAUGGUGAUUAAAAUCCUGAACCAGUUUGGCUAUGAGCAGCUGAAAGAUGCUGGCAGCGAGGUCAACCCACGAGCGUUGGCGAGCCUCCACAGCGUCAUGUUCUACUUGGUGUGUGUGGUGCCCAUGUGUGUCGCUGCCGUCCAAGUCCUGGCGUGGAGACCCUUCUCUAUACGCAGCAGUCACACUGUGGAAAGCAAGUCCGCAUGGAGCUGGAGGGGGCGUGGCCUCCAGCUCCGGCUGAAAAUCGGGAGAUUUUCCGGAGAAUAUUUGUCCCGGGAGGUUUUCGGGAGAGGCGCUGAAUUUCGGGAGUCUCCCGGAAAAUUCGGGAGGGUUGGCAAGUAUGCUUUAUUGGCAGACUAGAGCGGCUCUCAUAGGCUCCAUUGGAAGCAGACUUUUGAUCAGAUGUAUUUAAUAUUUAGAAUGCAUUAAAAAAAAAGACAUAAUAAUUGUGAACAAUAGACCAACUUCCAAAAAAAGUGCAGUUCCUCUUUAAGGUCAUGGUUCGGUUCAUUUUGGGAACAGUAGUACGAUACAUUGCAAAACUAUUUCAAUGUUAUUUAGUCAAGUUUUUUUAAAGGUGUUUAUUUUUUUUACUCCAUUUCUAUUGCAUAAAGUUGGUACUAUAUUAUAUAAUAGAAUCUGAUGUUUGGGUAACCAAUGAUAUUUUAAAGAAAAUUGUUUAUA